AUGACGAAGAUUCUCCAGAAGAGGAGGGUCAAUAUAGCAUGUGUAGAAGAGACUAGGUGGGUAGGAUCGAAGGCGAGGAAUGCAGACGGGUAUAAAUUGUUGUUCUCCGAAGUCGUUAAAGGCAAGAACAAAAUGGGUAUUUUGGUAGAUAAGGAGCUCAGAGAGUCAGUGAUAAAGGUUAGGCGGGUGAAUGACAGAUUGAUGGAGGCGCUGGAUGAGGUGGUGCGGGGUAUUCCGUCUACGGAGAAGUUAUUCGUAGGAGGGAAUUUCAAUGGUCAUAUUGGGUCAUCUGAUGGUGGCUAUGGCGAGGUACACGGUGGCUUCGACUUUGGUGUUAGGAAUGGGGAUGGUACUUCACUAUUGGAUUUCGUUAGAGCUUUUGAGUUGGUGAUCGUGAACUCUAUUUUUUCGAAGAGGGAGGAGCAUUUGGUUACUUUCAGAGUAUGGUAG
This is a messenger RNA of Nicotiana tabacum (common tobacco), 450 nucleotides long. NCBI's taxonomy places the organism in Eukaryota, Viridiplantae, Streptophyta, Magnoliopsida, Solanales, Solanaceae. The record is from RefSeq and is a predicted model, not a curated record.